AUGUCGCAAACUAUGAAAGCUGUUGUGUUCAAGGGACCUCACAAGGUCGUGAUUGAGGACCGUCCUGUGCCGAAGAUCCAAGAUGAUGGAGACAUCAUUGUCAAGGUCGAGUACACAGCACUCUGCGGCAGCGAACUGCACGUCUUCCGCGGCCACCAAGCCUCAGCUACCGAUUUUAUCAUGGGCCACGAAUUCACAGGCCGCAUCACCCAAGUAGGCUCAGCCGUCAAGACCCUCAAAGAAGGCGACCUCGUCGUCUCUCCUUUCACAACUUCCUGCGGCGAAUGCUUCUACUGCAAACAUGGAUUCUCCUCUCGCUGCGAAAAGUCACUUCUCUUCGGCUGCCCUAAGCUUGAUGGUGGUCAAGCUGAAUACGUACGUAUCCCUACUGCUGAGGGUACGGUGAUGAAGGCACCCGAGGGACUGGAAAAGGAAGCUUUGGUGCUGAUGGCAGAUAUCUUCCCCACCGGCAUGUUUGCGGCUAAGAAUGCGUUCAAGGAGCUGAGCAAGGAAGAAGCUCAGGAGAGCACAGUUGUAUUGCUCGGUCUGGGACCCGUGGGUUUGUGUGCAUUGGUUAAUGCCUUGGACUACAAGCCCAAGCACCUCCUCGCUGUUGACAGUGUGGACAGCAGAUUGAAGCAAGCCGAGGGUCUCGGAGCCGAAGCCUGGAACUUCAUGACCGAUAGAGAAGGUCUGGAAAAGAGAGUCAAGGAGCUCACUGACGGCAGAGGUGCUGAUGUCGUGAUCGAGGUUGUGGGUCUGUCUCCUGCACUCAAGCUUGGUUACGACCUCCUCAGACCUUGGGGUAUCAUUUCGAGUGUUGGUGUACACAAUGCUGAGAUCCCGUGGACAGGCAAUCAAGCAUACAACAAGAAUCUGCGUGUUCAGAUGGGUCGCUGCCCUGUCCGUUCGAUAUUCGCAGAAGCACUCGAAAAGCUUAAGGCAAAGCAACACCUACUCGGCUUCAUGUUUGAGAAGGUCAUGCCGCUCUCUGAAGCCUUGGAAGGCUAUGAUCUCUUUGACAAGAUGAAGGUGCAGAAGGUCGUCUUCGAGCUUGAACAUUAA
Messenger RNA from Aureobasidium namibiae CBS 147.97, 1065 nucleotides. Its product is annotated as putative alcohol dehydrogenase. The transcript has 4 exons. NCBI's taxonomy places the organism in Eukaryota, Fungi, Ascomycota, Dothideomycetes, Dothideales, Saccotheciaceae. Bases 1 to 1065 code for a protein of 354 amino acids. The record is from RefSeq and is a predicted model, not a curated record. Gene Ontology annotation, molecular function: zinc ion binding; oxidoreductase activity.